AUGGACAAUAGCUUGAAAUUGGUAGUUGUUGGUGAUGGCGCCGUCGGAAAGAGUUGUCUUUUGAUUGCCUCCACCACAAAUUCAUUUCCCGAAGAUUAUGUUCCAACAGUUUUUGACAAUUACAGUGCUAAUGUGACAUAUGGAAAUAGAAAUUAUAAUGUUGGAUUGUGGGAUACUGCUGGUCAAGAAGAUUAUGACAGAUUGAGACCUCUUUCAUAUCCAGGAACUGAUGUCUUCUUUGUUUGUAAAUUGAAUGUUUUGGUGAAAUUGCAAAUGUCAGAUUUACCCUCAUUCUCAAUAACAUCCUUCAACAAUUGA
Messenger RNA from Naegleria gruberi, 318 nucleotides. Its product is annotated as rho family small GTPase. The transcript is spliced from 4 exons. Gene Ontology annotation, molecular function: protein kinase binding; GTP binding; GTPase activity. Gene Ontology annotation, cellular component: cell cortex; cell projection; plasma membrane. NCBI's taxonomy places the organism in Eukaryota, Heterolobosea, Eutetramitea, Acrasida, Naegleriidae. Gene Ontology annotation, biological process: actin filament organization; establishment or maintenance of cell polarity; cortical cytoskeleton organization. The coding region runs from base 1 to 318 and encodes 105 amino acids. The record is from RefSeq and is a predicted model, not a curated record.